AUGAAAGAAGAAAUGGCAGAAUCUGUGAAUUCAAAUGAAGUUAAUGACUUUGAAAUCGAACAAGGUAUUAAUCAAGAAAUAUUUGAUCUUCAAAGACAUGAAACUACUGCUUCAAUAAUAACUAUUUCUUUACUUCCUGAACCCAAUCAUACAGAAAUUUCAAAAUUUAGAGAAAUUUUAUUCAUGUCAUUCAUGUGUCUUUCACAAUUAUUAACUCAAGCAGGUGUUGCACAAACAAUGAAUACUCAAUUUCAUAUUGCUGAAACAUUUGGAGUUCAAGAUAAUCCUGGAGAAAUGUCUUGGUUUGCCUCAAGUUAUUCGAUGAUUGUAGGUACAUUUAUUUUAAUUUCUGGAAGAUUAGGUGAUAUGUAUGGAUAUAAACUUUUAUAUGUUAUUGGAUAUUUAUGGUUUGGUGUAUUUUCAUUAAUGUGUGGGUUUUCAGGAUUAACUAAAUCAAAUGUCUUUUUCACUACAAUGAGAGGUUUACAAGGAAUGGGACCAGCUAUAAUGAUGCCAAAUACUCAAGCAUUAAUUGGGUCUUAUUAUCCUGAAUCUUUAAAGAAAAAUAUUUGUUUAGCUUUAUUUGGAGCAAUUGCUCCAACUGGUUUCAUUGCUGGUUCAUUGUUCAGUGGGAUGUUUGCUGUAGUAAGUUCUUGGAAAUGGACUUUUUGGACAUGUGGUAUAAUUAGUAUAUUUUUUGGUGUUUCUGCCAUACUUGUUAUUCCUAAAAAAAUAGGAAUUAAAUCAGAUGGGAAAUUUGAUUAUUGGGGUAGUAUAUUUGGUGUUUCUGGUUUAGUUUUAAUUAAUUUUGCCCUUAAUCAAGGUCCAAACGUUGGGUGGAAUGUUCCAUAUGUUUAUGCUUUACUUAUUGUCGGUGUCCUUUCUAUGGUUGUAUUCUUUUUUGUUGAAAAAAAAGUUGAUGAUCCAUUAGUUCCUAGCUCAGUAUUGAAAGGUGAUACAGGAUUUAUUCUUGGAUGUAUUGCUGCUGGGUGGUCUUGUUUUGGUGUUUGGUUAUACUAUAUGUUUAGAUGGUCAUUAAUUAUCGAUGGAGAUAAUGCAGUUAUGUCAGCAGUAAAGACAAUACCUUGUUGUCCUAUGGGACUUAUUGCUGCAAUUACUGGGGCAAUACUAUUAACCAAAGUUCCAUCAGGUAUUGUUAUGUGGUUAGCUAAUCUUGCAUUUUUAGUAGGAAUACUUUUAAUGGGACUUCGACCAGUGGGACAAAUUUAUUGGGGUCAAAAAUUUGUCAGUUUAAUUAUCCAACCAAUUGGUAUGGAUAUGUCAUUUCCUGCUGGUUGUAUUUUAUUAAGUUCUUUCUUACCUAGACGUCAACAAGGUAUUGCUGGAUCAUUAGUCUCCACAGUUGUUAAUUAUUCCAUUGCUCUUGGAUUGGGAUUCGCUGCUGCUGUUGAAUAUUAUACUGGUUCUGCUGAUAAUCAAUUUGAUUCUGAUAUUAAAGGAAUAAGACAUGCUUUUUACAUGGGUAUUGGUCUUGCUGGACUUGGAUUACUCAUUUCAACUCGAUUUGCUUACUCACAGUUAAGAAAUAGAAAGAAACAAUCUCAAGAGUCUUCUGAACUCAGUAAUUCGUCGGAUCCAGUAGAAAUGAAAAGACAAAGCUCCCUGAGUUGA
Candida tropicalis MYA-3404 is the source of this 1632-nucleotide messenger RNA. RefSeq lists its product as uncharacterized. The record is from RefSeq and is a predicted model, not a curated record. The transcript has a single exon. Bases 1 to 1632 code for a protein of 543 amino acids. Gene Ontology annotation, cellular component: membrane. Gene Ontology annotation, molecular function: transmembrane transporter activity. Gene Ontology annotation, biological process: transmembrane transport. Lineage: Eukaryota; Fungi; Ascomycota; Pichiomycetes; Serinales; Debaryomycetaceae.